CGAAGCGAGCGAGACAGACACCGCCUCACCGACAACCAAGAACCCUACAAUUAACAUUUAGUAGGCGAGAUUCGUUCGUCGCAUCGAUUCGUCACGAGUUAAUUGUUCCCUAAAAAUUUCCUUUGACAUGGAAAAUUUGUCGCGCGUGUGCUAGUGCCUUGUGAUCGUGCCGUAUUAGAAUCUGAUGGGAAGCCAUGAACUGUGCGUACUAUCAGCAGCAUGGGGCGCCGCACCCGGCUGCCCAUAAUGUCAAUAAUAACUACUUCAACGAGGUUAGUAUCGACCCCGUGACCGCAGAUCACAAGGAUAUGAAGAUAUUAGAACAUCCGAGCUUACGCGGUACGCCUCUGGCGAUGCUGGCGGCACAGUGCAACAAACUGUCAAGCAAAUCCCCUCCUCCGCUGGCGGACGCCGCCGUGGGCAAGGGCUUCCACCCGUGGAAGAAGAGCCCGGGUGCACACUCGCCGCCCGGCGCCGGCGCUGCACCGCGCUCGCAGCCGCCCGCCUGCUCGCCGUACGGCCGCGGUCCCACCUCGUGCGCGGCCGCGCCCUCCUACGGCAACGAUCUCUACUUCCCGUCCUCGGGUGACCAACUCCUCGGCAAAAGUGAAUCCAGCGCAAGUCUCGGCUCUAUGUACUCGCGACACCCCUAUGAGUCGUGGCCAUUCAAUGUCGGUGGCGGUGGCGGCACUGGCGCUCUCAAAGCUGCCGAGAUGAGCGGCGUGAGUGCCGUCGGCAGUACGUGGUGGGAUGUACACAGCGGAUGGCUGGAUGUAGGAGGCCAGAUGGCUAAUUAUGCCGGCCAAGACUACUCACAACUGACACAUUCUCUAUCGGGAGGUGCGCAUUUAUUACCACCCGCGCCUCACCUGCUGCAAGAUGCAUACAAAUCCGUACUCCCCACACAAGGCUCAUUCGGCCUACACGCACCCGGGUCUCCUGCACCGCCGGCACAAGCACCAUCUCCGAGGUCACAACGUCGAUAUGCUGGCCGGGCCACCUGCGACUGUCCUAACUGUCAAGAAGCGGAGAGGCUCGGCCCCGCCGGAGCACAUCUGCGAAAGAAAAAUAUUCACAGCUGUCAUAUACCCGGUUGUGGAAAAGUAUACGGCAAGACAUCCCACCUGAAAGCUCAUCUCCGCUGGCAUACUGGCGAGAGACCCUUCGUUUGCAACUGGUUGUUCUGUGGUAAACGAUUUACACGCUCGGAUGAGCUACAAAGACACCUAAGAACACAUACGGGGGAAAAAAGGUUCGCGUGUCCGGUGUGCAAUAAGAGAUUCAUGAGGUCCGACCACCUCGCGAAGCACGUGAAGACUCACAACGGUGGCAAGAAGGGCAGCUCGGACUCGUGCUCGGACUCCGAGGAGAACAGCCAGGGCGAGGGCGGCGCGGGGGGGCGCUCGCCCGAGCACCCGCUGGACGUGAAGCCGAGCGCGCUGGUGUGACGGGGGCACGCGGCGCCCGCGCACCACGCGCCGCCGCUGCUGUGAUCCCCGCGCUCGCUGUACAUACCACAUAUCACUACACUGUAACAUAGGAGCCACACGUGUAAUAGAGACAAUGUGCCGCCGAGGCCCGACGUGUAUGUAUUUGUUGUGAGACUUAAAGUGUUGUACAGUAUAGAUACUAUUAAAAAAUAAUUAUCUCAUAUUAUAGCUAGAUAUUAUAUGUUAAAUUAGUGUAAGUAGAAUCACUCUUUAGUCCAAAAUUGCAGAUUAAUUUAUUGAAACAAUACCUCAGCAUGUUUCAAAAGGAAUCUUUUAUUUAUUGUACAGAACUAAGCAAACAUUCUUACUUAAAAUGAACUUGGCUCAUAAACAACUCUCCUUUUGUAACAGAAGUGUGUUUCAUUAGAAAUAAUGUGAUCUUUAUGUUAUCGUGUUUUAUUAUUUGUAGAAACUGUGUUAAGUACUUAAUAAUCAAAAUGUUAUUUACAGUAAUAAAAGCGUAAGGACCGAGCUCCGAUAAAAAUAAAUUGUUGAAUAUAAUUUUCAUGCUAAAUGAAAAAUGAAAUUACCGUCAUUAACCUAAAAAUUGUGGAAUCAGAAAUGGUAUUAUAAGAACACUUUCCCACUAGUGGGUUUUGCCCAAUUUUGCCCAUAUAAAUGCGGGUUGCAAUGAAAUUUAAAUAAUUGUGCUGCCAACUCUGAUUCCACAUUUUAUUUAUAAGUACAUAAAUCUAAAUAAAACGUCACUUGUAUUUUCCCAAUGCUAUCUGAUUGUUGUUUAUGAGAAAGGUCAAUUAUAGAUCAGCAACCUUUAAAUAACUAUAACAGUGUUGUAUAAUACAAUAUUAGUAAAAGUUAACUAAAAUUCCACAGUUGAUUUCAACAAUACGUUCUUGUUUUGUUCAAUAAAAUCGAUGUUGACGUCCUCGUCGAAUCGAUAAACUAUUCGGUGAUAUUUGUUAGCUUGAAAACUGUAAUUGUAAUAAAAUGUAUAUUGUACAAAAUUGUGCGAAUUAAAAAAUGCCUGAUAUUGAUUUUAUAAAAAUUGAAUAUAUUUUUCCGAGUGGA
Molecule: messenger RNA, 2519 nt
Organism: Helicoverpa zea (corn earworm)
Lineage: Eukaryota; Metazoa; Arthropoda; Insecta; Lepidoptera; Noctuidae
Gene: Sp1
Product: transcription factor Sp9-like
Exons: 3
Coding region: 195-1448 (417 amino acids)
Biological process (GO): regulation of transcription by RNA polymerase II
Molecular function (GO): DNA-binding transcription factor activity, RNA polymerase II-specific; RNA polymerase II cis-regulatory region sequence-specific DNA binding
Source: RefSeq, a predicted model, not a curated record